AUGGUGUCCCUCGGCCUCCUUUCGUCGAGCGACAAGGCGUCAGCGAACCGAUCCAAGCCCGCCGCCCCCUCCGAGCUGCUGCCCGACUACAUACACGACGCCGCCCAGCUGCCAUGCGUACCGCCCGAGCGGCCCGACCUGCACCAGCUCAACAACUGCCUCGAGGCGCUGGCCGCCGUCUUCCCUAACAUCCAGAUUGAAGUCUUUCGCGAGCUGCUGUCCAACUUUGACGGCGAGUCGCGGCUCGCCCUCGUCGCCGACGCGCUGCUUAAGAACCGCGCCACUUGGGUCAAGGGCCGCUGGCGUGUCCCUGACAAGGACGAUCCCCCGGCCGGCCCGGCCGUGCCCCGCGCCGACGCCUUUCGGAGUCCCGAGUACAAGAGGGCGGUGCGCGCCCUCGCCUGGCACGAGUUCCGCGGCCUGUCCCGCUCCACCAUUGACGGCGUCCUCGCCGAGUCCAACUACUCAUACCUCGAGUCCCGCCGCACCCUCGCCGCCCUGUCAUCCAAGUCAUGGCGCUUCACCAUCUCGUCCAUUUUUUUCCGACGUAAGCCCAUUGUCACCGGCGAGGCUGAGAACCACCCGCUCGUUGUGUGGAAGUCGACCGGCCAGGGAGCCAUCAUACCCACGAUCCGCGCCACCGGCAGCGCCGAGCUCGACAGGGAACUGUACGACACCCUGGUGGCGCCGCUGAAAGCACGAGACAAGGAGGCCAAGGAGGCGUCCGAUCGCGAGCUCGCCCUUACACUGAACCUGCAGGAAGCAGAAGAGGCCGGGGCUACCUAUGAGUGUGGGUGCUGCUUCACGACGGCUCCGUUUGAAGAAAUGACCUCAUGCACCAAGUCUGGGCACAUGACCUGCUUCAACUGCGUGCAACACUCUAUAAAAGAAGCACUCUUUGGCCAGGGCUGGCAGAGUAGUGUCAACCCUGCGACGGGGACACUCAAGUGUCUCUCCACCGAAGGUGAUAGAUGUCCCGGGCAGAUCCCGUACGAGCAGCUCCAGCAAGCAAUGAUGCAGCACAGGGGCGGCGCGGACCUGCUUCUCAAACUAGACCGCCGCUUGGCGGACCACGGCCUCAUCGAGUCCAAACUACCCCUCAUCCGCUGCCCUUUUUGCAACUAUGCGGAAAUCGACGACCUCUAUGUGCCAGCUGAGCUGGCCGGACUGCGCAUCCGGUUCGACAGCGGCUACCAAAUGCUGUUUCUCGGUGCUACGGCCAUUGCAUUACUACUUUUACUUCCAGCUAUUCUCAUGGUAACAUUACUAUGCGCUGCCGUGGCCGCGUACGUUCCCCUGGCCCCGUUCUUCCAGCAGCACUGGAGGCAGGCGGUUGGGAGACACAACCGGCGGCGGCGAGGCCUCAAGUUUACCUGCCAGAGCCCCGACUGCAAGCGUGUCUCGUGCCUCUCGUGCCACAAGUCUUGGAAGGACAUUCACAUCUGCCACGAGUCGUCACUGGUGGCGCUGCGCACCCAGGUUGAGCAGGCCAUGAGCAUGGCCGUGAAGCGCGUGUGUCCGCGGUGCAACACGUCGUUUGUCAAGAAUUCGGGCUGCAACAAGCUGACGUGUCCGUGCGGGUACAAGAUGUGCUACGUAUGCCGCGCCGACCUGGGCGACGAGGGCUACCGUCACUUUUGCGACCACUUCCGACCGGACGGCGACCCACGGCCCUGCAAGGAAUGCGACCGCUGCAACCUGUGGGAGUCGGAGGACACGGACCGCAUCCUACGCGAGGCACGAGAGGAUGCGGAGAGCCGGUGGAAGGACUUGGAGAAGAGGGAGCUCUCGGGAAGCGAAAAAGCGUUUCUGGCCACGGGCUACAUUAAUAAGAGCCAUGACGUGGGCCUCCGCAAGCUGGUGCAGCGCGGCCAGCUCCCCGCGCUCGACGAAGUGUGUGACUUGGUGAUUGACACUGUUUUUAUCUAG
Molecule: messenger RNA, 1929 nt
Organism: Cordyceps militaris CM01
Lineage: Eukaryota; Fungi; Ascomycota; Sordariomycetes; Hypocreales; Cordycipitaceae
Product: RING finger protein (Zin), putative
Exons: 1
Coding region: 1-1929 (642 amino acids)
Source: RefSeq, a predicted model, not a curated record